This is a messenger RNA of Sardina pilchardus (European sardine), 1812 nucleotides long. RefSeq names its product copine-9-like. Lineage: Eukaryota; Metazoa; Chordata; Actinopteri; Clupeiformes; Clupeidae. Gene Ontology annotation, biological process: cellular response to calcium ion. Gene Ontology annotation, cellular component: plasma membrane. The coding region runs from base 60 to 1763 and encodes 567 amino acids. The record is from RefSeq and is a predicted model, not a curated record. The transcript is spliced from 20 exons. Gene Ontology annotation, molecular function: calcium-dependent phospholipid binding.
UGACAUAAACUGCUAACAACUUGGUAUAUCGCUUUUACCGGAUUCUGUGAGCAUUCAAAAUGUUGAAAGGAAGGCAAGUCAGCUCAACAAAUGAGAUGAUGGCAUCGGUUGGACAAUGUGACCCAUUGCACUCGAAUGUACCCGCAACAAAAAUAGAAGUUACCGUCUCGUGCAGGAAUUUGUUGGACAUAGAUACAUUCUCAAAGUCUGAUCCAGUUGUUGUGCUUUAUGUGCAGGGCAUUGGGACCAAAGAAUGGCGAGAGUUUGGAAGAACUGAGGUGAUUGACAACACACUGAAUCCAGAUUUUGUGAGAAAGUUUGUUCUGGAUUACUUCUUUGAGGAAAAACAAAAUCUCCGAUUUGAUGUUUAUAGUGUGGACUCCAAAAGCUCAAAUAUUUCUAAACAUUCCUUUCUCGGCCAGACGUUUUGCACCCUGGGGGAGAUCAUCGGCUCCAAGGGCAGUCGUCUGGAGAGGACCCUCUCGGGUAUUCCUGGGAAGAAGUGUGGAAUCAUUAUUUUCACAGCUGAGGAACUCAGUAACUGUAGGGAUAUUGCUACAAUGCAGCUCUGUGCCAAUAAGCUGGAUAAAAAGGAUUUCUUUGGGAAGUCUGAUCCCUUCCUUGUGUUCUACCGCAGUAAUGAGGACGGCACGUUCACCAUAAGUCACAAAACAGAAAUGAUAAAGAACACAUUAAAUCCGGUAUGGCAACCCUUCACAAUUCCAGUGCGGGCUCUGUGUAAUGGCGACUAUGACAGAACUGUCAAAGUGGAUGUUUAUGAUUGGGAUCGAGAUGGGAGCCAUGACUUUAUUGGCGAGUUUACAACCAGCUACAGAGAAUUGUCUCGUGGUCAGAACCAGUUUAAUGUGUAUGAGGUUUUAAAUCCUAAAAAGAAAGGCAAAAAGAAAAAAUAUAUCAACUCUGGAACGGUAACGCUUCUCUCCUUCAAAGUGGAGUCGGAGUACACUUUUGUGGAUUUUAUUCGGGGAGGGACACAGCUUAACUUCACAGUGGCCAUAGACUUCACUGCUUCUAAUGGUAACCCGUCUCAGCCCACCUCUCUGCACUACAUGAGCCCGUACCAGAUGAACGCCUACGCCAUGGCACUGAAGGCAGUGGGUGAGAUCAUCCAGGACUACGACAGUGACAAGCUCUUCCCUGCUUAUGGCUUCGGAGCCAAGCUGCCGCCAGAGGGAGAAAUCUCACAUGCUUUUCCCCUGAACCGAGACAGUGAAGAUGCCAACUGUGUGGGUAUAGAGGGGGUUCUAGAGGCUUACUUCGAGAGCCUUAGAACCGCACAGCUGUAUGGACCCACCAACUUUGCACCAAUCAUCAACCUUGUGGCUCAGAUGGCAGCACAUGAGAUGGAUGGAUCGCAAUAUUUUGUCCUGCUAAUCAUCACAGAUGGGGUCAUAUCAGACAUGGUCCAGACCAAAGAGGCCGUGGUUAAUGCUGCUAGCUUGCCAAUGUCCAUUAUAAUUGUAGGAGUUGGACCCGCUGAGUUUGAUGCCAUGGAGGAGCUGGAUGGUGAUGAAGUGAGAGUGUCCUCCAGGGGGCGCUUUGCUGAACGAGACAUUGUUCAGUUUGUGCCCUUCAGGGACUACAUUGACCGGUCAGGGAACCAGGUGCUGAGUAUGGCACGCUUGGCUAAGGAUGUUCUGGCAGAGAUUCCGGACCAGCUGCUGUCCUUCAUGAAGAGCAGGGGCAUCGAGCCCCGGCCCGCACUCUCCUCCUCCAUACCACAUAUACACCAGAACGUGUGAUGGAGAGGAAGGAGACGUCACAUGUCAUAUAUUGUAGCUCUGCAGCCCA